This is a messenger RNA of Leucoraja erinaceus (little skate), 3231 nucleotides long. RefSeq lists its product as uncharacterized. NCBI's taxonomy places the organism in Eukaryota, Metazoa, Chordata, Chondrichthyes, Rajiformes, Rajidae. The record is from RefSeq and is a predicted model, not a curated record. The transcript is spliced from 11 exons. The coding region runs from base 120 to 2330 and encodes 736 amino acids.
GUUUAAACGCGCGGCGGUUGGAGCCGGAGUAACGGGCGCAGCACGGGCCGGUCACCUGGCAACGGUGGCCGGGGCAGCCGCGCGCCCCCACACCAUCCCAUCCCAUCCUCCACCCGGUGAUGGAGGGAGGAGGCCUGGAGACCGGGCUAAUGGGCAACGGCAGCCGCUACCGGGCGGCCUUGGAGCGCAUCAUCCUGAAGUACUGGAAUGCAUUUGAAGAUGACCUGAUUAUUGAUCUUGAGGAUAUGACCACUGACGAUAUAUCAGGUCGGACGAGAUGGUGUACUCGUGACUUUUACCUCCUGAGAAAACAAAGCCAUAAUAACUCCAAGGAAAAGUCUAGUGAACAGCAUGAAGCAGAUGUAAGCCUGGAACAGUCAGAUACACUGUGUGAAACGGCUGUCAACCGGACACAAUCUGACAAACUGUAUGAAAUUGAUGAUAGCACCAAUCUAUCAGGUCAAGUGGAUCAUACUUCCGAUUUUGAGUACAGUGAAAGUACAUCUGAGCUACAAGGCAGUGUCUCCAUGGGCGAGAUGAAUGUAGGUGAUAAAUAUGAGAUGGAUGCUGACAUGCUGGCUACUAGCAACUCCAACCUUGGAAAGCAGAUUGUGGUGAAAUGUGUGGGGAAGAAUAAAGACAAUCCAUUGAUUACGUUUACGCCCACGUUGAAGAUAAAAAUUCGAUCAUUGCACCUUAAUCAUGAUUGCAGUGGUGACUUUCCGACUUCCCAAGUAUUAGCUCGCCCUUCAAAACCUUAUAGUAACGAAGAUAAUUUUAAUAUGGCCGCCAGCCAAAUGGUGCAGCCACUUUGUGUACCCAGCAGCACUGAAGUUUAUCAGCACAAGCUUAAAGAUGGCAGGAGCGAAGUGAUGAAUUUGGAAGAAACCACCUCAUUUUAUGUCAAUCAAGCUCCAAUGGAAAAUCAUGAUGAUUCUUCUGGUUUGAGUGAUACCACACUUAUUGAUAUCUAUCCAAGUAUGGUAGCUUCAAUGAGUGACUUGCUUGAUCGUACCUAUAAAACAAAGGCUGCAUCAAGGUUAAUAAAACAUUAUCGACAUCUCCAGGUCAAUGCAAGUAAAUCAAAGCGAAACACCAUUCAAAAUGGGAUGAAGAUCAAAGUUUGGAUGGAUGCCCGGAAAUUAAAGAGGUUAAAGUGUCAUUCUGUUAUAGAAGUAAAGGACCCUGCUCAAGGUAGAGAUAAGGAGAACAAGGCAAUUUCCCCACAAAGUAACACACCCUUGGAGACGAAGUUUACUCUCAUUGCGGAUGCGGUUUCAAGGACUGUGCCACAAAUUAAUUCAAAAUCUGACGGUCUGUGCUUCACAUUUGGAAGCUUGUGCAAAGAUUUGGCCUCCUUCCAGCCACUGCCAGUAAGCCCUUGCAGCCCCAAAACUCCAGCAGUCAUUGCAAGUUCAGUUUUUAAUUUAACUCCUUUGAAUGGGUCAACUUCGCCCCAACUACAUCGUGUGACUAACUCCACCAACUUAAAGUUUUUGAGCUCAAAAUCGGACAUGAUUGAAUUGCUAAGCCCAAGAAUCAUUGUUAAUCACCUGCGACAUGCAGAACAGAAUCUGCUGAGCAGCAGUGCAGUUACACGGCCAAAUGAUCCAGUGACUACUUGCAACAGUUCACCAUUCAGAAUGCUCUUGCGAUUGGAUAACAGUGAGAGGAAUAAACGGAGGCAUUCCAUUUCUGCCUCUGUCCCAGCCAAGUUCCAUUCUGUACAGAGCCUGUUCAAAACUAAAGGAAAAGGUAUCAAUUCAUUUGAAUCGGUAUAUCAAAGCUUGGUUCGUAAUUCGUUCUGCCUUCCAUCUACAAUGGGGCAUCACAAUGGAUUAAAUGUCCAUGCUUCCCCUGGACGUACAAUAACAUCCGUGAGCUCUGAUACAUGCUCACCUUCCCCGUUAUCCAGGAAGCGGGCUGCGUGUAUCGACCAGGCAAGGCAAACUUCUCGAUGGCCGCUGAAGAGAUUCCGUUCCUUACCGGAUUCCUCGAGUUCAAAGCAAAGUAAUUCGGAUGUGCUGAUGCUCAACACCGUGUUGCAGCAACAGGAUUAUCAUCACACACAUAGUGGUUUUUAUUCACCAAGAAGCAAGCAGGUUAGUGAGAAAAAUGCUGCUGAUGUGUUUAUUAAAUGUGAAGAUGACCGACUGUACUCGCAUUCCGCUACUGUUCUACCUGUGAUAAAUAGUUCUGGAAUUACUGUGAGCUUGAGUUUAUCACCCAGAUUUCGAAGCAGAGUAUCUAGAAAACUGGAGUACAACAAAGUGAACACCAGUACGAACUACUAUGACUUAAUGAAGCAGAAUCUCUACAAUGUACCUUAAACUAAUUUUUAAAGUGUCUGCCCAUGUUAUCUGACGGAGUCCUCCACUGUCUGAUGUAUGCUCUUGCAUUCUAUCCUUCCCUUGCUGGAUGUGUCCUACAAUGCAACUUAAACAACAUGAGGGACUCGCGGAGCAGAUGACCAGCAAUUGUAUAACUACUAGUUGGUGAAUAUGAAUAAUACUCAGUGACUCAUUUUAAACCUCCACCUUUAGUUCUGGGGAAAAUAUUAUGAAUAUUGUUUCAACUGGACAGUUCAUUUAUAGUAUGGAAUGUGUUACCAGCCUAUUUUAUCUUCAGUUUGGUAUGACCGUAUUUUAAUGUUGCAGUUUUUGUAUUGACAUGUAAUGUAACAGUUUCAAAACUCCCCAUCGAACUUAUCAUAUUUUACUGGUGAAUUUUAUGCAAUGGUUUCUUUAACUGUGCAUUGUUAGCUAUGUUGAUGCUUUCUAUUGAAUUGUCCAAAUAUAUAAUCAUAUCAUGUGUUUAAUGAGUGCACAGCAGUUUUAUGUUUGCCAAAUAUAAAACCUGUGGAAGUUGUUCUGGUGUCCAAGGCCAAGAUGAAGUAAAGAUGGAACAAGAAAGCUUCAUUCAGAGACUCUUCAUCUUUUUAAGCUGAGUGGCAUUUAAACUACAAAUGUGGCUUCAAUUUGAAGGGAAAUUGCCUCAAUAAUACUAUUGCUGCAUGAAAUAUUCUUUGGGAAAUUACAGCUACACACUGCUCUCUUCUGUAGAGUUGGGUGAUUUGUUUUAUUGAAUUGUACCCACAUUAAGAAAAUUGCUGUAUGUACAUAACUCAGUUAGUAAGCAACAAGCAUAUAUAUACAACAAAUAUCUGCUUCAUGCUGAUUUCUAUGGGCAUUUGUCUUUUAAAGUAAAUUUGAAAUAAAUACAGAAAUGGAA